AUGUCAGUGCUCACGGCAAGAGGGACAAACGAGCAGCUCGAUCAAGAAGAACCAAACCAUUGGAGCCGAACGCUCAUCGCCAUAGCUAUCAUGACAAUGACCCUAGCUACCAUCUCAUUCGUUCUCCGUCUGUACAGUCGUCAAAAGACCAAUUGGAAAUUAGCAAUUGAAGACAUGUUCAUGGGUCUGGGCCUACUCUGCUCAUACGGUUUGAACGUGUGUGUGAUUAUAGCUGCGUUCAAUGGAGUAGGACACAAUGUGUGGGCAUUACCCGAACAGACCCAAGGUCGAGCAGCUCUUCUAUUCUGGCUCGGCCAGAAGUUCUGGGCGCUAGCACACACAUUCGUGAAACUGUCUAUUGUCCUUCUCAUCCGCCGCUUGCUCCACACAGUGGGACCCUGGCAGGCGGUUACGACGGCGCUGAUUGUGUUCACUGUGGCGUGGGGUAUAACCGCAGUCAUUGGAAACGCCUUUCAGUGUAUACCCGCUCAAUACUUCUGGAAUAGGGACAUUGAGGGUCAUUGUUCUGUUCACCAACAGGCCUUCUCCAUCUCUAUUGGAUCAUUGGCGCUGUUGGAAGAUGCUGUCCUGCUGUUGAUACCGGUCCUCAUCGUCUGGCGAUUAACAUUAGAAUGCGCCGAGAAGAUCCGGAUCACUCUGUUAUUUUCCGUCGGAGGGCUACAGGGCAUGCGUUUUCAGUAUCUUGCGCGUGAUAGAGUUGAUUCACUAUCAAACAGACAACUUGACAGCAAAUGGAUCCCUUGA
Molecule: messenger RNA, 765 nt
Organism: Aspergillus terreus NIH2624
Lineage: Eukaryota; Fungi; Ascomycota; Eurotiomycetes; Eurotiales; Aspergillaceae
Exons: 5
Coding region: 1-765 (254 amino acids)
Source: RefSeq, a predicted model, not a curated record